GCAUAACUCAACUCUUCACCUCGGCUACAAGUUCCUACGACGCCUUUGCGACGGGUUCGGUCUAUUUUGCUCGGACCGUCGACUACGUUUAACGUUUGAGACAGGUCGUGAUGGCAGCGUCGGCCCUUCAAGACACAGUGCAUGAGCUGCGUUCGCGCUUGGACCUCUUUGAAGCCAACCGGCCGGCGUUUCGUGAUUCGUCAUGUGUGUUGUGGUCCACGGAUCAUGGGAGGAAGGACUGGAGGGGCAGAUGACCGUGUGAUUGAAAGGAAACAACGAGAUGAUAGUGCAAUUUCGAUCUGAUUUUUGAGUCAUAUGCUGCCGAUGGCGACCAACAAAGCAGCGAGGGUAGGAGAUGUCGACGUUUGAGGACAUAUGCCCAUUGUAGCGUGCCUUGAGAGCCUAUACAUCUGCUCGAUCUGCUGCCAUCUUUGACGGAUGAAUGAACGUUAGAUACGUGUGCUCUGAAGCAGUGCAGCCGAUAUACAUAGUUGUUUGUCUCACUUCCUCUUCAAACUGUACUACUUGCACCGCCGGGGCGCUAAUGAAAGGUCUCCGCAAGUCUCUCAACGGACACAAGGAUGGUGGCGUGCGGGCUCAAAUAUCGACCCCCGUGCCCCUCCCCUCGGUUUCGCGACCCCCUGCCGCCAUCAUGCCGCCUCAGAAAGUGAUUCGUGCUAUGAGCGGCUACCGACCCCAGGCACCUCAAGAGCUCCCUUUCCAAAAGGGCGACUUCUUUCACGUCCUGCGCGAUGAAGAGCAGGGGUCCUACUAUGAGGCGCAUAACCCCAUCUCCGGCGCACGAGGACUAGUUCCCAAAGCCCUGUUCGAGGAAUUUAACAAGGAUUCGGCAGCUACGCGCAACGUCAGUGCCCCUGGUCAGCGGGCCACCAUAGGUCGGCCGCCAAGCCAAGCCAAACCGCCACUCAAAUCCCAGGUCUUUUACGCUAUCGUUCAGCACGAUUUCUUCGCUGAGAGGGCAGACGAACUCGAGGCUAAGCGGGGAGAUGCGAUUACCGUCGUUGCGCAGUCAAAUCGGGAGUGGUUCGUGGCUAAACCAAUCGGACGGAUUGGACGGCCUGGUCUGAUCCCGGUGUCGUUUGUGGAGAUCCACGAUCCGUCGACGGGUCAGGCCAUCCAAGAUGUGAACUCGCUGAUGGACCGUGGUGACUUGCCAAAGGUGGAGGAUUGGAAAAAGGCGAUGUUCAAUUACAAGCAGAACAGCAUCGCGCUGGGGGUCGUCGAUGCCCCGCCUUCCUCAUCAUCCCCACGAGACUCUGCCCCGAGCAGUCCUUACUUGACGCAGAAAACGCAGAUCGCACCCAUAUCCUCAGAAGCCACCAUCGCCCCACCAGCAUCCGAGCUGAUGGACCCUUCCUCCACUGAAACAGCAGACAUACAACCGGAAGGACUACUGCUGUCCGCUAACGUGGUUUCUUUCCAUUUCGAGAUGGAAGAGUACUGGUUCCGCAUCGACGCCGUUUACCAGCCAUAUGCUGCCCCUGGUCGGGCACUCCCAUCUGCCAAAUCACUCAUCCUGUUUCGCGUCUAUAACGACUUUUACGAUUUCCAAGUCUCUCUCUUGAACGAAUUUCCUCGCGAAGCCGGGCGGAAUCCACCGCACCCUCGAAUUCUCCCAUUCAUGCCGGGCCCAGCUGAGGACGUCGACGAUGCACUGACUGCAACGCGGCGAGCAGAGCUGGACGAGUAUGUUAUCGGUUUGCGGGAUUUGAGCUCUGUGGGCGGCAGGUACGUUCUAGAGCAUUCCAUUGUGCGAGAGUUCCUCGCCAUCAAGCCCGGAGACAUGGAGACUGCGUUGCCGCCCCGAGUUGACGAACUCGAAGCAAUCUUAGCUGCUGGGGAAGACGGCGACGAUGAGUUGCAGGACUCUUUGGGAAGACUGCGGGUGGAUGAAAGGCAGACUGUGCACAGUGAUGGCUCGGAUUACGAGGACGACAACUUCGGACAGAACCCGUACGGUCAACUGAGCGGCAGGCGGACCCCCGACAGCAGUCUGCGAGUUCAGGCGAUGACCAACAAUCACCGGCGAACAGGCUCGAACUCAUCUCAGAACCAGCCUUACGGGCGAUCGGACUCUAUAUCACCACCUCCGACUCGAUGGGCCGAAGCAUCGAACAACAACCGGCCAGUGAUGCCGACGUCUCCAUCUUCUUCAUCUCUACACUCUAAUUCCAUGUCAUCACGCUCCCGGUCAGGCUCCGUUGCCAACGCGAAUUCGCCGUCGAUAUCAGCCGCUAAUCCCCAAACCGCAUUUGUGAAGAUCAAAAUAUUCGACCGCGUGGCGGACGAUCUCAUUGCUAUUCGAGUGCAUCCACGCGUCACGCAUAUGGAGCUCAUGGACAAGGUCCAGCAUCGGUUGGGCGGCGAGGUUGCCCAGCUCAAAUACCGACAAAGCUUGAGCAACGAGCUGGUCGAGCUGGGCAACGACCAGCAACUGCGUGCUUGGAUAGACGGCACGGACAAACAUGUGUUGUAUGCCGAGUAGUUCAGGCUGGGACUCUUGGAUUUCAUAACUAUUUCGUUCUCUCAUCUAGCCUUUGAGUCUUUAUCCAUUGCCGCAUGUAAUAGUAAUGUUGCUUAUAUUCUGCGAUCUGGUACACUUAGUUAGUUUGUAUCCUUUACACGACUUAGAACCACAGUCAUUCAUCUGUAUGUAUCUCACCUUGCAUCUGCAAGAUGCGCUCGCCGCUGCAGGACCCCAAACAGGCAUCAACACCGUCAUCAUUGCUUCCCUUCUCCUUCCAUGCCGUCGUUGCAGCGAUAUUUGCGGAGCAUCUACCGCGUCGGGUUCCGGGAGUGGUGGAGACAGCUGAAUUAUAUUGGCGACGCCAAGUCCGGACGUUUCGUCGGAGCGGACCAGUUCGGGAACAAGUACUACGAGAACUACAAUGCUGAGGAAGAGGUUCCUGGUCGGCAGCGAUGGGUAGACUUUGCUCAGCAUCACUACCACGCCUCCCAAGUCCCACCUGAGUGGCACUCGUGGAUCUCGCAUAUCCGCAAGGACGCGCCGACGCAGGACGCGGUCAUGAUCUCGUCGGCUCAGCCAUGGCAGCAACCUUGGACGGAGAACCUCACUGGAACCCGAGGAGCAUAUAAACCCUACAACACUGUUGCUCCGAAAAUCAACGCAUGGGAACCCACGGUCACUCCGAGAGCAUGAUAUUGCAGUCAUUAUGUACAAUGCGGAGAGCCGUCACCGAAUACUAGAUGUGUCGAGCCCGAGGGAGUGCUCAACGACGUGCUCGGCAAUGGCAAGCGAGGAGGUCAGCCCUGGGCUCUCGAUGCCCAACAAACUAACCAGUGGGCCUCCUCUGGCAAAGUCCGUUCGGAUUACGAAGUCUUGAAACCCGCCAGUCGGUCCUGCGAGCUUUGGUCGAAACCCGACGUAGUCUGGCUGCAGACCAUCGAGGAUGACUUUCGGAAGAUAUCGCGUCACGGCUUGAUGCAUCUCUUGCAGCUGGAUGUUGUUUGCUGUGAGAUGUUGUGACCAGAAGUCGGGACCUUCGCCGUCUUGUGGCGAUAACCACUCCAGGUCAGGCCCGAAUCUCACGUUUCCUUGUAGGUCGAGUGUGAGAUGUGUCCCCAGAGAUUGGAAGCCAUGAGAGCUGCCUUGCGUCUCCGGGCAGGGAUAGAUCAAGUGUGAGAUUCCGGUCACGCCUGGACCGCGGUAUUUCGCGUAAGAUCCUUUUGCAAAGUACAUCUUCAACCGUUCCGAUGGUGGAAGCAGUGUGUUCGUUAUCAGCGGAGCGGAGAGGCCUGCGGCGUUCACCAGCGUCUUCACGAACAGCGAGUCGCUCGAGUCGCCGGUGAUGACCUGUACCACCCAGCCGCAUCUGUCUUCGUCCCUGUCCACGCGAACGACGUCGGACGAGUACGCCAGAUCGCCGCCGGACUCUGUAAUGUCUUUCUCGAGACUGCCCAUGAAGGCGUGCGAAUCAAUGAUCCCCGUUUCCGGGGACCAGAGCGCACCGGAUAUCGAAUCUGAGAGAUUGGGUUCCAUCUCACGCGCCUGGUCGCCAGAUAUGAGUGCCGUGGGAACGGCCGGCGCGUCCGGCUUCGCGGAGCGAGAGUCGGAAGGCCAGUGGCGGAGGCUCAGGGCCUUUUCGUGCAGCGCGGCGAUGUAAGGCUGCUGCGCUUUCGUUGCAACGACCAGCUUGCCCAGUUUCCGGUGCGGGACGUUGUGUGCGUCGCAGUAUGCGUAGAGCAGCUCGCGGCCCCGGAUGCAGAGACGCGUUUUGAGCGAGUGGGGUGGAUAGUACAGGCCUGCGAUCGCUUGAGCUGCGAAAAGACGUGGAAUAUUCAGCAGGCACGCGCACCCGAGUGGAUGACUUCGGAGUUGCGCGAACUAAUCGAGGGGAUGAAUAUUCACUAGAAAACCACGAGCGGAACGCGCUCACCUGGUCUCUUCGCCCUGUCCAAUUCAAUUGAGGGGAGAUGGAGUAGGUUGAAAGCUUACUGCAACAGGAUGACGCUCUACCACUAUCGUCGACUUGUCAGGGAACUUUUGGCAGAGUUCGCGUCCAAUGGCUAGUCCGACCACCCCUGCGAGCUGAUGAGCUUGAACACCGCGAGAGCGGAUGAGUUUCAUACCAGCCCCCACAACGAGAAAGUCUACAGCGGAUUCCGGUGCCUUGAAUGCAUGCUUGUGGUUGAGGCUGGAUAUGAUCGCGCGAACGGACAUCGGGUGGCUGUGAGAUUAGCCAUCAGCAUCAGAACAGGCCGCAGUCAGGGCUUCGACCCGUUGUCCUUCCAUUGUCUCUACUCGACAAACCUUGGACUAGCUUGGCUGCCGACCCGCCUGACAAAGAGCAUCCGUAAUCCGACACUCGCGACCGUUGGUCGCAGCUACAGUACCAGAUACCCGCGGUCACGGACACCGCCAAUGCAGGAUACUAUAGUCUGAGCGAUCAACCCUUGCAGGGCAAAGGCUCAGCGGUCUAUGCCAGUAAGCUUGCAUGAGAAUGCAUCAGUCGUACGUCGGGUCUGCAGUCCCUUGCAUCUUUGCGAAGCACGAUUUGAUAUUUCUGAAGCUUAUCGUACUCCGGCUGUGCUCGCGGGGGCUCUGGGCAUCUCGCCUGAGCAUCCCUUAUCCCAGUUCCUCUCGUUUUUUGGCUGUCAAGUGAUGUCUGGGCCGCCACACACCGCAUGACUUCGAACAGGCAGUCCUUUGAUUUCGGCGGCGCGGACGAUCACAGACCCGACGAGCGCAUGUUCUUAUGACAAGCUCGUGGGGAAGCUUCCGCCAUGGACAGAUCUUCUAUCCCAAUGCAUACCAUUCGGCGACGAAUCUGGAUGUUUCGGCACAGGGACACGCUUAUCCGUUGCACAUCAACGUCGGGAUGGGACGGGCGGUGGAUAUAAAAUGGCCUGCAGGUCGCACGGAUUGAUAGUAUCCAGCACUCGCAGAGUACGCUCGGAGACCCUCCCCCUUCCACUCCAGGCAUGCGUCUCUCUCUGGUCUUUGCACACCUUGCGGCGGUCAUCGCGCUCUCUGGGGCGAACCCGUUGUUCUCCCGGGCAAAUCUGGUCGUGCAUGACAGCGUGAAACAGGUGCCGGCGGAUUGGGCGAAGCACCCCAGCGCAGUCCCGGCCACCAAGCCACUCACCCUGCGUAUUGCAUUGGCAAGCUCGGACCGUGCCGGCCUGGAGAAGCUGACUUACUCUGUGUCCAAUCCCUCGAGUGCAUCUUACGGGCAGCAUUUGACUCCCGCAGAGAUCGCUGAGUACGUGAAACCGACCUCAGAGACGCUGGCCACAGUCGAUGCUUGGCUUGCGUCCAACGGGCUGACAAGCAAACCGGUCACCAACGCUGGCGACAUCAUCGAGAUCACGCUGCCUGUGAGCCAGGCCAACAGCCUCCUCGCCGCGAACUUCACCUCGUUCACGCAUCUUCCGUCCGGGGAACUGAGCGUCCGCACGCUCAAGUACUCGGUGCCCGCUGUGCUGUCGAGCCAGAUCAAGUACAUCCACCCGACCGUCGCGUUCGUGCCCCCGAUGAAGAACACACCCGAACUGGCUCCGGUCAAGCUGUCGCCCAAGAGCAGCAAGCGCGAAGUUGUGGAGGUUCCGACAAAACGUGCCACCGCACCAGCGUCCUGUGCCACCGCUGUCACUCCGGCCUGUCUGAUCGACUUCUAUGGCUUCCCGCUGGCACACGCAAACCACUCGGCCGUCAACAACACAUUGGGUGUUGCUGGCUAUAUCCUCUAGCAAUACGCCAACCAUGUCGAUCUUGACAACUUUCUGUCCCUCCUCCGUCCCGACCAAAUCGGCGCCAACUUCAGCCUCCUCACCAUCGACGGUGGAAUCAACGACCAGGACAUCAACAAUGGCGGCAUCGAAGCGGACUUGGAUAUCGAGAUGGCUGUCGGAAUGGCCGCCGGUGUUCCGGUCACUUUCAUCUCGGUUGGGAACGACUUUGUGGACAAUGUCAACGGGUUCAUCGACAUCGUCAACGAGAUCUUGUCGCUCCCGGCUGAGACCAGACCCACAGUUCUGACCACCAGCUAUGGGUUCAACGAACCGGAUCUGCCAGCUGAGCUGUCUAUUGGCAUGUGCGACGCUUACAUGCAACUCGGUGCCGCUGGAAUCUCCGUGUUCUUUGCCUCGGGCGACGGCGGCGUCAGCGGAAUCCAGUCUCAAUCCUGCACGACCUUCAUUCCCACCGCUCCCUCCGGCUGUCCUUUCGUGACUUCCGUCGGAGGCUCCACCGGCCUCCAGCCUCAGGUCGCAGCCUCUCUGAGUGGCGGUGGAUUCUCCAACGUCUUCCCGGUACCAGACUACCAGCUCAGCGUGGUCAGCUCCUACAUCUCAUCCAUCGGCACCCAAUACGCAGGAUUGUACAACACCUCAGGCCGUGGCAUUCCGGACAUUGCUGCUCAGGCAGAAUCCGUCGAAAUUGGCUGGGCUGCUAGUUCUGGCUUGUCAGCGGAACGUCCUGCGCGACGCCCAUCUUUGCUAGCAUGGUCUCGCUCGUCAACGAUCGCCUCAUCGCCGCAGGCCGACCUGUGCUCGGUUUCCUGAACCCAUUCUUGUACAGCCCGGCCGGCAGAGCUGCCUUCACAGACGUCACUUCCGGCACCAACCCCGGAUGCGGACAUCCGGAUUCUCGGCCUCGGUGGGAUGGGAUCCGCUCACCGGUCUUGGGACACCUAACUUUGACUUGUUCCUCGCUGCGGUGGGAUUGUAGAGGAUCUGUAAUGUAUAGUCGUGCAAUGGGAAACUUGAUCCAUAGGCAUGUAAGAUUGGAAG
Messenger RNA from Mycena citricolor, 7272 nucleotides. NCBI's taxonomy places the organism in Eukaryota, Fungi, Basidiomycota, Agaricomycetes, Agaricales, Mycenaceae. The record is from the annotation of a GenBank genome assembly.